AUGUCUAUCGUCUCGCUCCUCGGCGUCGAGGUCAAGAACAACCCAGCAACGUUCGACGCACCGUACGAGUUUCUGAUCACCUUUGAGUGCCACGAAUCGCUGCAGAAAGACCUCGAGUGGAAACUGACCUAUGUCGGCUCCGCAACAUCCAACGAGCAUGACCAGGAGCUUGACUCCGUCCUUGUCGGCCCCAUCCCCGUGGGUGUGAACAAAUUCGAGUUCCGCGCCGACCCUCCAGACCUAUCGCGCAUUCCCAACAACGAGAUCAUUGGCGUCACCGUCAUUCUCCUCAGCUGCAGCUACGACGACCGCGAAUUCGUGCGUGUUGGAUACUACGUGAACAACGAAUACACAGAUGAGGCCCUGCAGCUCGAGCCGCCGGCAAAGCCCAUAAUCGAGAAGGUGCGGAGGAACAUCUUGGCCGAGAAGCCUCGAGUGACCCGCUUCGCGAUCAAAUGGGAUUCCGAGGAGCAGGCUCCACCUGAGUUCCCCCCCGACCAGCCCGAGGCCGAUCUCAAUGCGGACGGUGACCAGUACGGCAUCGAAGAGGAGGAGGAGGAAGAGGAAGAGGAAGGUGAGGGUGCCGCUCCUGCCGAGGGCGAAGAUGCUGCCAUGGCCGGAGCAGACGACACUGCUGGCCCCGCUGCAGACGACGAUGCUGCCUCGGAGGCUGGCAGCGAAGACAUCGAGGAGAGUGAGGGGGAGGAUGAGGAAGAGGAGGAGCUUGAGGCAGAGGAGGGUGACGAUAUGGAGAUGGAUGAUGCUGCCCCUGCGAACGGCGACCAGAGCCACCCUAAGCAGCCCGCUCAGCCAAACCCAGAUGUCAUGGUCCAUUAG
Molecule: messenger RNA, 837 nt
Organism: Paraphaeosphaeria sporulosa
Lineage: Eukaryota; Fungi; Ascomycota; Dothideomycetes; Pleosporales; Didymosphaeriaceae
Product: histone deposition protein Asf1
Exons: 4
Coding region: 1-837 (278 amino acids)
Biological process (GO): nucleosome assembly; nucleosome disassembly; DNA replication-dependent chromatin assembly
Cellular component (GO): nucleus
Molecular function (GO): histone binding
Source: RefSeq, a predicted model, not a curated record